AUGGUUAUGAACGAUGAUACUCUUCAAAAUGUUGCAUUUGCUCCACAUAUAUUAAGUCCAAGUGUGUUCUUAAUCUACGAAGUCGAUUCAGAAGACUUUGGAGAAUAUAUCGAUUCAAGAUUUUCUCUUGUCACAUUGAACAAUAAAUCAUAUAUAGUGAUGUAUGUUUCAAACGAAACUGCAUAUGUCAAUGAUGCAUUACAAUCAGUAUUGAAAAGUUUUCCAGCGAUCAAUGUAUACACAACUAUUAAUUAUACAAAUACAUUAAGUCGUCAAGCAUUAUCUGAAUCCCUUCCUAAUCCAUUAUUUGCUUCUAUCUGUGGACCAUAUACAAUUCAACCUUAUAAAUGUUAUCAAUUGAGUACAGAUAGUUAUUUUUCAUUAAAUAAUCAGAGUAAAAUAUUUGAUUUUUAUUCUUUUGUAUUAAAUCCACCCACUAAUACGUUGGUAACAGUAAACUUAACAAUUGAAUUUAAUCCAAGUGAAAAAGUCGAUUAUACUGAUUCGUCAAGCAUAGCUGGUAUUUACUUAAAUCCAAUAAACAACAUCGAUGAAACUCAAUCAAUGUAUCAGUAUGGACAGCCAUGUCCGGUCAAUGAAAUUGAACCAGUGUUUAGAGCUCAUUUAUAUAAUUUCUUUUACACUGAUUUAUAUCAAUGUACAGUUAAGAAUCUACAAUCAAAUUAUCUAACAACUAUCAUUGGAAACAUCAAGGGUUUAAAUGAAAAUAAACCUACAUGGUGUUUCUAUGCACCUUAUCAUUUUUAUAAAACUACAAAUGCUAAACCUAUUAUUUUAAAUUGA
Molecule: messenger RNA, 804 nt
Organism: Adineta steineri
Lineage: Eukaryota; Metazoa; Rotifera; Eurotatoria; Adinetida; Adinetidae
Source: the annotation of a GenBank genome assembly